UGGGUUUUUGCAGUGCAUGGAGGCAGAGGAAUCAAGCGCCGGGGGACUUCCCCAAAAUGCUACAAGAAGCGAUGGAAACCGGGGGAGACGGAGAAGACCCAGAGAUCAGGACCCAGAUGUUCGACUGUCCAAAGCCCUGUCUUACGCUUUACGUCACGGUGCGAAUAAGUUGGGGUUACACAUGGGAAGUGAUGGUUUUGUGGAUGUCGCAGAGGUUCUUCGUUUGCCCCAGUUUAAGGCUUGGUCGCUGGAUGACGUGCAGCGUGUUGUGGAGAUGAACGAAAAGCAGCGCUUUGCAGUGCGCCCCCAUCCGUCCACUGGCCACCUCCAGAUCCGUGCCAAUCAGGGACACUCACUGCCGGUGUCGGAACUGGAACUGACCCCGCUCCUGGAUCCAUCCGAUUUUCCAGAGGUGGUGGCCCACGGCACGUACCUUCGCCACUGGACGGCAAUUCGCCGCAGCGGCCUGUCCCGGAUGGGGAGAACACACAUCCAUUUAGCACCGGGAUUGCCGGGGGACGGGACUGUCGUAAGUGGGAUCAGAAACAACUGUGAGAUGGCCAUCAUCAUAGAUGUUGCCAAAGCACUGGCAGAUGGAAUCGCCUUUUACCGCUCAGCAAAUGGAGUCCUCCUGACUCCCGGCGAUGCCAACGGUCGUCUCCUCCCGCAGUACUUUCGGGAAGCCCUGCAGCUUCGGCCCACGCGAUGCAUGCUGCCUCUCAAGUGACUGAACCAUCGGACCCUCUACAAGACAGGAAUUUAUUGGAGGGCAAGAGAUUUCAGUGGGUGGCGACUGCAUGAAUGCGGCUUUUGUUUAAGCUUCAGGAAAAGCUUCCUAAGGUAAGAGCUAUUCAGCAGUGAAACAGACCGCCUUGGACACACUGCUGGUAGGGAUGCUGUAAUCGUAUUUUGCAUUAUAAAGUAUUCAUUCCCCAGGUCUUUGCAUGUCUGCAUUGCCCAAUAGCUGAAGCUCAUGCUCUAGACUGUUUGCAAAACUUGAAGCCGUGAAAAUACUACUUCAGAAAACAGUAGUGUUUUUAGAAGCAAAGUUAAAAUCCACUUCAAGGCAAAGUAACACUUAAAAAUACUCAGAGGAACUAAACAUCUUGAGAGAGUAAAAAGAUCAUCUCCCCAUGGUAGGAAGGGCUACAGGUUGGUCACCAGGUAAGCCCUUCUGCCGGCACUGAAACGAUCCUGUCUUAAAUAGCGUCUUGCCUCCUUUUAGCAGGGAGUUAGAUUAGAUGACUGCCAGGGUACCACCCAGUCCUGCAGUUCUAACUCUGGUGUUCUCUCUGCCCACCCAUCACCUCUUUCCUGCCCCACUUACGUCUGAACAGCGUAGGUGUACUUCGCUCAUCCCAUCAGGGGAAGGCACCAACAGCUUGAUGCAGAAUUUCUGACCAGAUAUAUUGACAUCUGGUACCACUUCGCAGCCUGGAGUGAAGCAGGAAUAGGGUUAGCAACACAAGGUAUUGAAUGAUCUGAAGCUAACAAGAUCCAUUAGCCCCCGUUUGCAAGGGAGUGAACCUAGAAUUAUUUCUUUUUCUAUCCCUCCUUUCUCCCAUGGUGGAAACUCAAGGUGGCAACAUUGGCAUACAGCUCUUUUUUCCAGCAUGCUGCUGCCACCUCGCAGCAGCUGCCGCCUGAAGUGACUGCCUCACUCUGCUUAAUGGUAGAGCUGGCCCUGUUGGCCGUGACAGGCAUGAGUCCCUUCCCAGCCCAGCUUCCAGAGACCCUUUUAACUGGAAGUCCCAAGGACUAGACCUGGAGCUUGCAGCCUGCCUGGCUCCAGGAUUUCAGAAGUGGGGGGCCUUCCAGCACGCUGGAGAAGUGUGCCAUGCAGACCAUGGCAGUGUUCCCAUGCACUCUGGACAAAGGUAGCGGUAGCACUGCUAGGACAGCGGGCCCUCUGGUCUUAUGUGGGCCCUAGCAAGGGCCCUACCUAGCUGCCUUCUGGGGCUGGCUUCACAUGUCCUUCACCGCUUGGGCGGUGGGCCCACCAAUGGCAGAUUCUGCAGGUGGGGGUGACUGGACUCACCCUUGAGGUUGAGCUGCUGGAUGGGCUCUCCCAGUGCUUCCUCAGAGCUCUUGUAGUAGGAGAUGGAGGUUUCCUUGAAGACCACCCAGUACUGCUUGUAAGCCUUCAGGGUCAGCUUGCGGGGCCUGGGGUGAUUGGCAGAAGAAGUACACAACUAUCAAAACCAUACUCAGGAAGAAAGGGCAAGACAAGGUCACAUUUCUCCUCUCUCUGUCCAAUGCCAUCCUUAACAACCUGGGCAAAAUUCUCCACUUCACCAUCUGCAUUAUUCUUGGGGCUUUCCCAACUAAGGUCACCUCAGUUUAGACUUGAGAUGAACCAAGGAGAGAUUAAACUACCCCUGUAACAGAGAGCAUCCAGUUUAUUGAACACAGCGAUGGAAAGUGGAGGCAGAUAAUAAGAAAUCAAUAAACGGGCAAAACGAAGCUGACACAUGCCCCUCACUUGCAUGGCUUUCCAAUAUAACAGAUGUUGUUUUAGAAUCUUAGCUGUUUGGAUACUUGUGUGCUGCUUGUCCAAAAGCAAAACACAGACAAGUUCUGGAUUGUUUGGGGUUCCUCUUUCCCUUUGACAGUAAACCACAAGCUAACCCUUCCCUGCCUGGGAGACAAGGAGAGAGGCGGUGAAGCAGCUUCAGUGACGCAAACAGUUGUGUUUCUCCUAACAAAGCUGCCCUUAUCUACGGCAUAUCAUUGGGGAGGGAAGGUUCCAGGCACUUUUAUCUGGUGCUCUUCCUAACUGACAUAAGGUGAGGUUACACUUCAGGGCCAGAAAAUACUGACUUCUAGACACUGUGAAAAUUCACUGCAUUACUUUUUGAACCUCAGUAACUUCUUUGCCCUUCUGGUAUGGCCCAUCCCACACACCAUCUGCUCAAAAAGUAGGAAGCCAGAAGCAGGAGUCAGAAAACUUAAAGCCCAGCCCUUUAAGGAAUCCCUCUGCUUGUGCAUCAAGAUUUUUGGAAGAGGCCCUUUUCUGAAUGCCUUCAGUGAACGAAAUCCAUUACAGAAUACUUUUGCAAAGGAAAGGGUCUUCUAUUUGGCAAUACCCUGACUUGGGGAUGUCUUUACCUAAGGGAGAUCCAGCACUGGAUCAAGGCAUUCCUUUUUACAGGCAUUUUAAACAUUAAUCAUUUAACAAAAAAUGUGUUGGUUUGUUUCUAUUGCUGGUUGAAAGUUCCCAGUUGCAAUUUUUCAUUGUUAUAUUGAGAUUGUCUUUUUUCUGUUACGUGCCCUGCCCUUUGCACUCAUGGUAAAGGAAGCGAGUUUAUCAAAAUCCCUCUAGCUAGCUUCAUUUGGCUGCAGUGUUUAAUCAACUGCCUAAGCCAGCCUUUCCCAAAGUGUUGCUCUCCAGACACAUUGGAUUACAGCUUCCAUAAUCCCCAGCCAGGAUGAAAGGUAUAGUACAUUGCUCCUGGAGGAUAUCAGUUUGGGGAAAGACUGGUUCAGAUAAAUGCAUUGCUUUUACUGAUGUGCAGCAGAAUUGGAGUGAGACCUUGGAAUUGCAUGCAAGCACUCCUGUCCAUCUUAAAAUGCCAUACCAAGAUGAUCUCAUGAAAUGUAAGGUUUGGGAUCUUGCCUGAAUAUGCGGAGGUAAUCCUUCAGCUCUGGGAUAGCUGUGAGACUCUCCUGUACGGAAACAAUUCAAAUGCUUAGUUUGUUAAUAUAUUUAUAGACCACCUUUCAGAUUUAACCCUUCCCAUUGCUCCUUACUAUUUAAAAAAGAAAGAUUAAAAAAGCUGUAGUUGAAAUGAUUUCAGUCUAAAGUAAAGCUCAGUUUAAAAACCAAUGGGAGGCGGGGGGAAAUCUGUAUCAAGAAAAAUGGCCCUCAAGGCAGCUCUCAAUAAUAAAUAAAAGCUUGAUUAAAACAAUUGCAUUAAAGCAGAAUUAAAACACAACUUUACCAGAAUAAAAACAGCAUCCAACCCAACAGACACUAUGCCAAAGGGCUGCUUCAGUAAAAAAAAUCUUUGCUUGCUGGUGGACAGAGAGGGAACGAACCCAGCCACUCUCAGUGUGGAAUUCCACAGCUUGGGAGCAACCACCAAAAAGGCUCUGCGCUGUGUACCUACUAAACAUGCCUCUGAAUGGGGUAGUUUCACAAAGAGGGUCUCUGCCAAGGAACCUGUGGGAGAAGGGCAUUUUUCAAGUAGCUCAGUCCUAAAUGAGGCUUUCCGCAACCAGCUGCUGUCCAGAUGUACUGGGCUGCAACUCCCAUCACCCCCAGCCAGCACAAUGGGAGUUGCAGUCCACCACAUUAAGCGAGCACUAGGUCAGCAAUGGGUACAUUACCAGAUGGAGCCACAAUGAAGCAUGUACCUUUUUCAUUCUGCUUUGAAACAAGAGGAGAGACUGUGCUUACCAAACCUAUAGCAGGAGACAGCAGCAAAAGUGAGCGAAAUCUGGGCACUUACCAGAACGCUGGGAGUUGCUGAGGACGAACCUUCCAGCUUGACUUCCAGGGACUCGAGGGCCUUGUCCAAGUCAUCAAGUCCGGAGUCUCCAGACUGCUCUGCAGGGCUGGUGUUCAAGGACAGCUGGUUGAUGCGAUACUGGUACAGGGGCAUACAAAGAAGGCCUGGUUAGCUUUGUGCAAUGAAAGUAUGAGGCCCAGAUUUCAGACAAAGCUCUGAAUGCUUACAGUUCACCGUAAAAACCAAAAACAGGCCAAUUUUUCACAACCCAGAUGUGUUAAAACCAUAUUUUCCAUCCUCUCCAGCCAUCACACUUUGCUGUCUUAAUUUACGAUAUGGUGCAUAUUCCCAGUGAAGCAUCUGUUUGUUUGCCCAGCCAUUUGAUUAAAUUUCUCUCUUUUCUUUUGA
Messenger RNA from Varanus komodoensis (Komodo dragon), 4859 nucleotides. It is a transcript of the gene TRPT1, whose product is annotated as tRNA phosphotransferase 1. Gene Ontology annotation, biological process: tRNA splicing, via endonucleolytic cleavage and ligation. The transcript has 8 exons. Bases 17 to 727 code for a protein of 236 amino acids. The record is from RefSeq and is a predicted model, not a curated record. Gene Ontology annotation, molecular function: tRNA 2'-phosphotransferase activity. Lineage: Eukaryota; Metazoa; Chordata; Lepidosauria; Squamata; Varanidae.